AUGGACACGAGCGAAUACGAUACUAAUACUCUAUUGAAUAAUAACAUCUCUACCAUCAUUUACCGAGUUUACGAACCCUCUCCUGAACAGGCGUCGAGCUUUCCUUCAGCCGCCGCCGAUGUCGAGUCCGAAUUGAGGACCCUUGGCCGCAUUGUAUACUACGAUGCAAACCGACGGGUUUUGUGGUAUUUCCACGUUCCAAGCAAAGAUGCGGAGUCUGCCGACAACACCCAUGGGGUUUUGGACAGCAAUGUCAGUGUCGCGGGCGCCACAUUGCUGAUGGUUGACGAAGGUUCCUUUGAACCAAUCAGUCUCUUUAAAGGUCGCGCCCAAGGCCAGCAAGCCGCGAAUACACCAACGAGCUCGUCGUCAAGCAAUUCGGCUCUGGACCUAUCGCUACGGAACCCGCAGAUGGGCAACUCCGGACCACCAAGCUCUUCCGACCCCGAUUCCAAACCCCCGUCCGCCGGUGCACUCGACUCCAAAGGCGCAGGCUCUGUUCCCAUAAAGGAAGCAUACGAGCAAUUCAUUACGGCUGUUCUGUCGACAACGUCGGCAUCAUUUUGCAACCGCGUGUCGGCAAUCCCCUUGAACCAUCGAACCGUUCUACUACCUUCCAAAGUCACCCGGGAUGGUCAGACCGAGAGAGCUCAGGACACAGAGUCCGCAGUUGUUGGAACAUUCCGGAUCUAUCUCACCACAACGGGCGCACUUGUCAUGAGUUUAUGUUUGUCCUGUUGUGAGGGUCUUCUGUCUGUGAACGAACCAUCUAGUCCAAGCCAACUUGCACUAGGCUCUCAGAUACUGGCCGCCCCGUUCGGCGUUCUAGCAAAUUACCAAGGAUUUGUGGGUGGAGGCUUGUCGUAUCCCGAACUUGGCUUGGGACAGACGCCGGAUGCCCAAUUUUGGAGGAGCGCGGACGCUAGAUCUUCACAAUGGAGAGACACCUGCGUCAAAAUCCUUCAAUCCCGUGGGCUGUCUCCUGCGUUGCUACAAUCUUGUCCUUGGAUCGCAUUGCAGAUGCUCCGCCGAAAACCUGGCGAUACUAAGAUGGAAGGGAAGUUGACGCCAUUACCAUCCGCUGUGGCUACGAUAUCAUGGCCGGCAGUCCUUUGUUUUCGCAAGAAGUCUGUCAUGCUUGCGCGAAGUAACGGCUUGGGAGAUUCUGUACUGCUAGCCCAAGACGAAACUUCUGAUUUCCUUAAUGACGCCAGAACCUGGUUUCAACUAGGCGGUGAUAGAGACGACAGAGUUGCCAAGAGGAAGAAAGAGAGGGAAGCUGCGGCAAAACAAGAAGCAUCGGCAGCGGCCCCGACACAGCAACCAAACGGAAAUUCACCACUAGGGCUAAGACGAGCAAGCAAUGCUGCAGCUGCGGGUGCGAUGUAUCCGACACCGCCGGACGGAGUUCAGAAUCCGCUGGGUAUCACACCCUCGAUGGACGGAACGACCUCUAGCCCAGGUGCCCCUGGAAUCACUAUGGCAGUUGUCGACAUAGAUACUACUAUGACCGAUGCUACCGCACACGACCCAACGACGAUGAAUAGCACUCAGCACCACGAUUCCUACAGUGACGCCUGGCAUUCGAACGAGCAUACAAACGAGCACACGAAUGAACAUUCCAAUGAGAAUGGGAAAAAUCGAACUGACGCUUUUCUUGGAGGAGACAACGAUAAUUUAUUUGGCGACAUGGGCCCGGACAUAUUUGGAGAUGCCGACAUUACUGACGCCGAUUUCAACUUUUUCGACGAAGGGGGCGAUGAUAACCUCGACCUAUCCGGCCUGCCUGAUUUGGGCAUGUCCGAUGUACCAUCGAUGCCUGCUGUCCUCCCAGUCUCCAUGCCUGAGCCGGCAAAGCAGGUGAUACCUGCGGUGGAGGACACUAAGCCCGAACCAAGCCCCCCAAUAUUCGCCAAGCCGGAACUGAAACAUGCACGGAGCACACUGAUGGAAGAGGGAAAGCAGCGAUCGAACGCAGAUAGGGCUGGCGGUCUCAAGAGAGAGUCGAGUCCUUUCGAUCCGGACACUGUCUAUAAAAGAGUUCGGGCUUCUCUUGCAGAUGUCCACUCUACUCCCCAUCGAACCCCUGCACGGAAAGGCAGCAUUUUCGACAGCGUGGACUUCGACCCGAUUUUGCCUCUUGUGAAUAAGAAGUAUGAGCAAGGGGGCCGAUUCGAUUGCAAGCCGACACACCACGGCCUGCCUCAAGAAUCCAACAAACAGUCUCCUCAUCAGGGGCCACCUACAACCGACUAUCUACGACGACAUGGGAAAGGGAGGAAAACACUGAAACAACCAGAGCACACGAAUGCACUGAUCCGAACUAUCACGGGCAACCUUGAGAAUAGUUCACUCAUCACAAGCCCCGAUAAAGGAGAUGACCUAGCAUCUGACGCCGAUGACAUCAGCCUAGUAUCAGACCAAGACGACUCGAGCACGUCAGAAGAUGAGCCGACAUCACCCUUUAAAUCAAGUAUUCGAAGACUGAAUUUGGAUGACGAUGUCGCGUCUCACGUCACUUCCUUGAGAGACAUUGAGUCUGUUGAGGAUUCCGAUCCGACGUUAGCUUUGGACCUUCCAAAGCUAGCCAAGGCCGAAGCCUCAGAAAUACUGAUAACGAGAUAUUUUGAAGAUGCAGAGUCACUACCUAUUCAUCUUUCGCUCCCAGACGAGGAUACAGUCACCACCGCUCAGAUCGUCACUGAGCAGGCCGUGACUGGCAACCUGAGAAUACGCGAUGCACAUGCGAAUACGUUGAACACGGCAAUCAUACCGGAAACGCGGCGCCAAUUAUCCUCGCUGGGCCGGACCGCUCUGCAAGCUUUGCGCGAGGUUAUUCCCGCCUGUCUGGGGGAGUUCAACACAUGCAACUUCAGAAGUGUCGUCGAGAUCCCCGAUGUUCCUUUGCUUGGGCCACCCAACAGGCUCCAUCCGAGGCCGGUCAACCCACGGGAUAAUGCAGAACCGCCGAAGCCGAAUAACCUCUUUCAGAUCCCAGCUCCCCACAUGGAACUCCGGCGUGCAGAAGCUAGACUAUCGGUUUUGCCGGCGAGUGUUCAGUUCUGGGAAAGUUUGGGUUUGGGUCCUGCUCAAGGUACAAAGGAUGUCAACGUUGUUUGUGUCUUCCCCCAUUGGGAUGGAAUGUCAGAUGUUGCCGCCGCCUUUCUGGACCGUAUGCGGAAUGUCUACGAGCUCCUCAAGCUGGGCUCCUUCGAACGCCUUGCGACCAGUUCUAAUGUCACUGACGGUCUGGUGCCCUUCGAAGCAGACAAGAUCGCUACUUCUCCGGGAAAUGUUAGUCCCCACAUCGUAGCCGGCUUGGGUGACCGCAUGGAGGCACUCAACCAGGGGCUCAUUUCGGCAAACGCUUCGGAAAAGAACUUUGUGGUAUACUUUGUAUAUCCUCCAGACCAUCCCGGGUCUAUCGUCGAGGCCUGCACUGCCUUCCAACAACUUUUCGAGAUGCACAGGAGGUCUUUGACGGAGAAGCGACAGACCCCGGUCAACGAACUGGUCUUGCAACUCGUGCCUCUGGACUUUUUGACUUCUUCAACGGGCAUAGUGGAGCCGACCCCUAGCGAUGCGAUCAAACUGGCGAUAGAAACGUAUGACCGCUGCACGCUGUUUGGCGGACCGAUGCCAUCACCGGCCAUAAUGCUUGAGCAGUCACUACCUAGAGGCAUCGACUUCAAACUUUCUAAUGCGUCUUCGUCGUCGCUCAUGCAUGAAAACACUUGCAUUCAUAUCGCUUACGCUCAAAGCAUCGACGAGAGGUGGAUAACCGCGGCUUGGACUGACAACCGGGGAUGCCAACAGAUGACUGCAUCUUACAACCUUGGUCGCAGGGGCAAGGCGUUGUCUACAUCGCUCAAUGAAGUCUGCCACGUUAUAUGGGAGACCACUCAUGACUUGAUUUCCAAAUGGAAAGUCCACUGGCGGGUCAUUAUCUCCAAGUGCGGUUUCAUGGAUGCGCAAGAGGUUGGGUUCUGGCAGGGUCUUGCUCAAACAGAGUCGGUGGCAACAGUCAGCUUGACCUUGAUUUCGGUCGAUACAAACCCGUCCAUGCAGCUAGUUCCGCCGGCCAUCAAGGUCCCAGCAACAACGUCCUCGGCCUUCUACACGACGCCCGUGUCCACUCCUCAAGCGUCAAUAGUGUCACCAGAGCAGAGUGGCACUCCGGUGACGCCCAUGAAAGAAAACCCAACAAGCGCGGCGACUCCAGGUGGAACACCUGGCGAUGGCAAUGCUGACCCGGCCGAGGGAGAUGCUAUUCUCCUCGACGUUACAGACCAAACAUGGGGUGCUGUGCUAGCACAUCGACUGAGCAACUCCUCCACUUUGGGGGAGCUGAACCCCGCCCUCAUCAGCGGCUACCUCGUCAAACGCGGAGGGACGAAGCUCGAAGACCCGCCUGUCGUUUUGGAGGUCAACAUUGUGCAUGCGGAUAACAACCCGCGCAUGUACGAGCCUCUCAUGCGGGAGAUGCUUACCUACUUCAGGGGUCUUGGAACCCUAGCUCGCGCGAGGGGUAUUGUAGAUAAAGGGACGGAUAUACGGCCUUGGCACAUCGCGGCGGCGGAGAAGGGCGUCCGGGCAUUAUACCUUUUGAUGUGA
This is a messenger RNA of Colletotrichum orchidophilum, 4614 nucleotides long. RefSeq lists its product as uncharacterized. The record is from RefSeq and is a predicted model, not a curated record. The coding region runs from base 1 to 4614 and encodes 1537 amino acids. Gene Ontology annotation, biological process: regulation of transcription by RNA polymerase II. Gene Ontology annotation, molecular function: transcription coregulator activity. Gene Ontology annotation, cellular component: mediator complex. Lineage: Eukaryota; Fungi; Ascomycota; Sordariomycetes; Glomerellales; Glomerellaceae. The transcript has 2 exons.